CGAAAAUAAUAGUUAUAUAUAUAUGUGGCACACAAAACAAGAAACAUGUCACUACUACGCCGAAUCCGCCACUCUCACACUUCCAUCAUCCGCCGCUUCAUGGCACCCUCCGAGCCCAUAAGCCCAUCAAACACGCGCCUGGGCUGGAUCGGCACCGGCGUCAUGGGCCACUCCAUGUGCGCCCACCUCAUCCGGGCCGGCUACUCCCUCACUGUCUUCAAUCGCACCCUCGCCAAGGCCCAGCCCCUCGUCGACCUCGGCGCCCACCUCGCCGCCUCUCCCAACGCCGUUGCCGCCCGCUCCGACGUCGUCUUCUCCAUCGUCGGCUACCCCUCCGACGUACGCUCCGUCCUCCUCGACCCCGCCACCGGCGCCCUCGCCGCCCUCCGCCCCGGCGGCGUCCUCGUCGACAUGACCACCUCGGAGCCCUCCCUCGCCGUCGAAAUCGCGGCCGCCGCGGCCGCCAAGGGCUGCCACUCCGUGGAUGCCCCGGUGUCCGGCGGCGACCUCGGCGCGAGGAACGGAACCCUAGCGAUCUUCGCCGGCGGCGAAGAGUCGACGGUGGAGAAUCUGAAACCGUUGUUUUCGGUUCUUGGGAAGGUUAACUACAUGGGAGGGAGUGGGAAGGGGCAAUUCUCGAAACUGGCGAAUCAGGUGACGAUAGCGUCGACGAUGGUGGGGUUGGUGGAGGGGAUGGUGUACGCGCACAAGGCGGGGCUCGAUGUGGGGCUGUACCUGGAGGCCAUUUCAACCGGCGCUGCCGGUUCCCGGUCGCUUGAUUUGUACGGGAAGAGGAUUCUGAAGAGGGAUUUGCAAGCGGGGUUCUAUGUGAACCACUUUGUGAAAGAUUUAGGGAUUUGUCUGAAGGAGUGUGAGAAUAUGGGGAUUGCUUUGCCUGGCUUGGCUCUGGCGCAACAGCUUUACGUUUCGCUUAAGGCUCAUGGUGAAGGUAAUUUGGGCACUCAGGCUCUUAUUUUGGUCCUUGAGCGUCUCAACAAUCUCUCCCUGUCUCUUCCUUCUCCCUCCAAUGCCUGAAAACUCGACAACAACCAUCUAUCUAUCUAUCUAUUCCUAUUCUGUAUUUUUACUCACGUACAAUGCUUUUAUUUGAACCCUAUGCUUGUUUAAUUCAACUCACACUCUUGUCUUUUUAAUGUCUACUAAUACUCUUUAAGCUUUCGGCUAUUCAAAA
Molecule: messenger RNA, 1192 nt
Organism: Cajanus cajan (pigeon pea)
Lineage: Eukaryota; Viridiplantae; Streptophyta; Magnoliopsida; Fabales; Fabaceae
Product: 6-phosphogluconate dehydrogenase family protein
Molecular function (GO): NADP binding; NAD binding; oxidoreductase activity
Source: RefSeq, a predicted model, not a curated record